AUGUCAGCCUCAGUCUCGCCGCCAACACACCGCCAACACCAGAACCAGCCCCAUCCAGCCCAUUCCACGCCCACUUCCUCUCCCUCUGCAGGCCCCUCCCCCUCCCUCUCCCUCCCCCUCCUCGCCGCAGCGCCCCUCCUCUCCACCUUCACCUCGUUCCUCACCAUCGCCAUCCACUCUCUGCUCUACCACCGCAGCCUCUACCCACCGACAUCCUUCCUCACCGCCCGCGCCUUCAACCUCGCCGUGCACCAGUCCCGCCACCCCGCCGUCUGCGCCUGGAUCAACGACGCCGUCUCGGCAAUCUCCAACCAGCUCAACGCCGGCACCGCCAGGCGCAUCGUCUUUGUCGUGCACAGCAGCGACAGCAAAGUCCGCGAACGAUGGGUCUUUGACGUGGAGCGCUUCCCAGCGUGGAAUCUGAAAGAUGAGGCCGCAGCAGCGGCAACAGCAGCGGAGUCGGGAGCACCGACUUCGCAUCAGCAGCAAGACAAUGACCAAGACGACGAUUCCGAAGAGGGCGAGGACGAAGAAACCGCCGCCGAGGUGCAAGAUGCGCUCAACUGGGCCGACAUCCACGAAGCCCUCCGAGGAGCGCUGCAGAGACUUGCCUAUGCCGCGCAGGCCGCCGAGAAGCUGCCGCCAGGAUGCACAUUUACGCUCGCCCUGGAGCUGAGAGACGAGGCUGAAGCCCCUAUUGGUGUAAGCAUGUACAAGUAA
Molecule: messenger RNA, 720 nt
Organism: Trichoderma atroviride IMI 206040
Lineage: Eukaryota; Fungi; Ascomycota; Sordariomycetes; Hypocreales; Hypocreaceae
Cellular component (GO): zeta DNA polymerase complex
Source: RefSeq, a predicted model, not a curated record